Molecule: messenger RNA, 1558 nt
Organism: Opisthorchis viverrini
Lineage: Eukaryota; Metazoa; Platyhelminthes; Trematoda; Opisthorchiida; Opisthorchiidae
Exons: 8
Coding region: 1-1422 (473 amino acids)
Biological process (GO): regulation of gene expression
Cellular component (GO): nucleus; ESC/E(Z) complex; NuRD complex
Molecular function (GO): histone binding
Source: RefSeq, a predicted model, not a curated record
AUGUCUAAAUAUCCUCACACUGCCAACAACCUAUGGGAUGAGCGGCGCCAGCUACAACUCCUCGGGAUCUUCGAAAAGAAUGAAACCUAUUGUUUAACUCAGCCGGUGACUCAUUUUGAAGGCCGCAAUUCAAUCGCACCGCCCUGCUUGAUCAAAAUGCCCGAAACAGACACCGGCUACGAAGAUGGUGUUGAAGAGCGCGUCAUCAAUGAAGAGUAUAAAAUAUGGAAGAAAAACACUCCUUUCUUAUAUGAUAUGGUAAUGACCCAUGCCUUGGAAUGGCCAAGCCUCACUGCACAGUGGUUACCUGAAGUCACGAGACCUGAGGGGAAGGAUUACUCGAUCCACCGACUGAUACUUGGAACCCAUACUUCUGAUGAGCAGAAUCACUUACUUAUCGCAAGCGUCCAUAUGCCCAACGAUGAUGCGCAGUUCGAUCCAAAUAGCUACGAUGUCGAACGUGGCGAAUUCGGGGGGUUCGGUGCGGUGUCCGGAAAAAUUGAUAUCAACAUAAAAAUCAACCACGAGGGGGAGGUCAAUCGUGCGCGAUAUAUGCCCCAAAACCCGUGUGUGAUUGCUACCAAAACCCCUAGUUCGGACGUACUCGUGUUUGAUUACACCAAACACCCAAGCAAACCUGAUCCCUCCGGUGUUUGCAAGCCAGAAUUACGGUUACGUGGCCAUCAGAAAGAGGGAUACGGGCUCUCGUGGAACCCAAAUUUGAAUGGGUAUCUCCUCUCUGCUUCAGAUGAUCAUACUAUUUGUAUGUGGGAUAUCAAUGCGACUCCGAAGGAGGGACGAAUCAUUGACGCGAAGACCAUAUUCACUGGACAUACGAGUGUCGUAGAAGACGUUAGUUGGCACCCAUUACAUGAAUCCAUAUUCGGAUCUGUUGCUGAUGACAAAAAGUUAAUGAUCUGGGAUACUCGAAGUGGAUGUACAACCAAACCAAGUCAUACGGUGGAAUCUCACUUAGCUGAGGUCAACUGCUUGUCAUUCAAUCCAUUUAGUGAAUACAUCUUGGCCACAGGCAGUGCUGAUCGCACGGUCGCCUUGUGGGAUUUAAGAAGCCUACACAUGAAGCUUCACUCGUUCGAGUCGCAUAAGGACGAAAUAUUCCAGGUUCAAUGGUCACCGCACCAUGAAACCAUCUUGGCCAGUUCGGGUACCGAUCGUCGCCUUCAUGUGUGGGAUUUGAGCAAAAUCGGUGAGGAGCAGACGGUUGAAGAAGCUGAAGACGGACCCCCUGAGCUACUGUUCAUUCACGGUGGCCAUACAGCCAAGAUUUCUGACUUCUCUUGGAAUCCGAAUGAUGCCUGGGUUAUUUGUUCGGUGUCCGAAGACAACAUAUUGCAAGUCUGGCAGAUGGCGGAGAACAUCUACAAUGACGAUGACUUACCAAUAACGGCGGAAAACGAUUAGAAGACAACAAUCCGUCGUUCGUCAUGCACGCAGAGUUUUGUACCCUACUCAUCAAUGCUUGCCACCAGGCUUAUUUACUCAUCUGAAUAAUGAACCAGUUAUAUCUGUUAAAAUACAGUACUUUGUACAUCCGUAC